CGCUUAGAAACCACAUAUCCCAGGAUGCCACGCUCCAAAACUCUGUUGGAAGGAGGCUUGAGGGAGGCCAUGGCAUUCUGGGAGUUGUAGUCUUGUGCAGGUCCCGCCCCUAGAGCGGCUUUGGAGGCCUGCGUGUGGAGAAAAGCCUCUAGGGAGAGCGGUGUCGCCCUACAACCUUCGCCCCCUGCCCUCGAAUCUUUCCCACAACCCAAAAUGGCCGCUGGUGUGGAUUUUGGCGACCUAGAGCUAUUCGAAGCGUUUGACCCUCAAGAGGAGUCGACCCCGAAGCCGGUUCACACCCGCUUCAAGGACGACGACGAAGACGAGGACGACGACGACGAUGAGAAUGGGGUGGGGGACGCGGAGCUACAGGAGCAGCUUCGGCACUGUGAGGAAACCAUCCAAAAACUCCGCGCCGAGAAUCAAGAACUUAAAAGAAAAUUGAACAUUCUGACAAGACCCAGUGGCAUACUGGUGAGCAAUACCAAGAUAGAUGGACCCUUAUUACAAAUUCUGUUUAUGAACAAUGCUAUAUCAAAGCAAUACCAUCAAGAAAUAGAGGAGUUUGUAUCAAAUUUAGUAAAACGAUUUGAGGAACAGCAAAAAAAUGAUGUGGAAAGAACGUCCUUCAGCCUUUUACCCCAGCCAUCAAGUGUUACCUUGGAAGAGGACCAUAAAGUGGAAGGAUCGUGUGCCAUUAAAAACAACAAGGAAGCUUUCAGUGUUGUAGGAAGUGUCCUGUAUUUUACUAAUUUUUGCCUUGAUAAAUUGGGGCAACCGCUACUAAAUGAAAACCCUCAGCUUACGGAAGGAUGGGAAAUACCCAAGUACCAGCAAGUCUUCAGCCACAUUGUUUCUCUAGAAGGGCAAGAAAUGCAAGUAAAGGCAAAAAGGCCAAAGCCUCACUGUUUCAAUUGUGGGUCUGAAGAGCAUCAGAUGAAGGAGUGCCCAAUGCCUCGGAAUGCUGCUCGAAUAAGUGAAAAGAGAAAAGAGUAUAUGGAUGCCUGUGGUGAGACAAACACUCAGAGUUUUCAGCAGCGAUACCAUGCAGAAGAAGUAGAAGAGAGAUUUGGACGAUUCAAGCCAGGAGUUAUUAGCGAGGAACUUCAGGAUGCACUGGGUGUGACGGACAAGAGUCUUCCUCCUUUCAUCUACCGAAUGCGCCAGCUGGGCUACCCUCCAGGCUGGCUCAAGGAGGCCGAACUGGAGAAUUCAGGGCUUGCACUCUAUGAUGGAAAUGAUGAUGCUGAUGGAGAAACAGAAACUGGAGAAAUACAGAAUAAAAAUGUCACUUAUGAUCUCUCAAAAUUGGUAAACUAUCCAGGUUUUAAUAUCUCUACUCCCAGAGGUAUUCCAGAUGAAUGGAGAAUGUUUGGUUCCAUACCAAUGCAGGCGUGUCAACAGAAGGAUGUGUUUGCCAGUUACCUUACUUCUAAUACCCAGUCGCCGAGCAUGAAGUCUGGCAGCAAGCGGUCUUCAUCUCAGUCCAGCCCUAAUAGUCCAAAGAAGCAGAGGAAGGAAGGCAGCUCAGCAGCCUCCCCCGCUGACAUGGAGCUUGACUCAGAUGUGGAGCCUCCACCUGGUUCUCAGAGCAGCAAAGCUUUUCAGUUUCAGCCACCCUUGCCUCCUGGCACACCUCCUCCGCUGCCGCAGGGAACACCUCCACCUGUCUUCACUCCUCCACUCCCUAAGGGCACCCCACCGCUGACUCCCAGUGACUCACCCCAGCCCAGACCCACAGCUGCAGCCAUGGAUGAGGACGCCCUGACUCUGGAGGAGCUUGAAGAGCAGCAGAGACAGAUCUGGGCAGCUCUCCAGCAGGCCGAGGGAGGCAACAGUGACUCUGAUGUUCCCGUGGACACACCUUUAACUGGGAAUUCAGUCGCCUCCUCCCCUUGUCCAAAUGAAUUUGACCUCUCUGUCCCAGAAGGAAAGACCCUGGAAAAGCCAGUGCUGUCUGAGCCCCAGGGGCCAACCACUUCUGUAGAGACAGCUGCACCUGAGCCUCCCUCUAGCACAGCAGCUGGGGCAGCAGUGCUCUGUCAGAAAGAAGAGGAAGACACUGAAGAUGCUCUUGUUGACAAUGACAGUGUGUCGGACUGUGACAUGAGGAAUGGAGGCAGCCAGAAACUCCUUCAUCUGGACACCCGGCCUUCAACAGCCUCAAAAAUCCACAGCCCGGUACCCGACAUGAGCAAGUUUGCCACUGGAAUAACACCCUUUGAAUUUGAGAACAUGGCUGAAUCCACUGGAAUGUACCUCAGAAUAAGAAGCCUGUUAAAGAAUUCACCCCGGAAUCAGCAGAAAAACAAAAAGGCUUCCGAGUGAGCUCCUGCCUCACUGUUGGCUGCAUGAUCUGUGGCUCUAUGCUGUUGUAGCAGACUGAGAUGGCGGGUGAAAUCACUUCCCGUUUGUCCUUCCCACCUUUUAGAAUCUGCCCAGGGUUUAAUUGUGAUCUCAACUCAAGCCUGUUUCACAAAAUGAAAGACUGGGCAUGUGAGUUUGCUGUUUUAUUCUCACUGAAACAACCAAGGGGUGUGUACAUGAGCUGGUUCAGAGAUGGUUGGUUCUGGUUAUACUAUUUUUGGAUCGUGAGUAUCUGUCAAGAGUAAUGGUUUUUGUUUUUUGUUUUUAAUGUCUUUUGUAAAUUGUUUUCCCUUUCUACAUUUUGCUAUUAUCCUGUAUAUAUAAGCUUAAUAUAUCACUUUUUAAAAGAAACUCUAACAAUUUUAAAUUCACAUUUCAAUUCCAACAACCAAAUGAGAAAAAUCAGGGAUGAGCAGCUUUGUCCUGCUUAGGGUAUUUUUGUAAGAUUUUCAUGCAUGAAUUUUAAUAACACUUUUACUUUUUGUAAUUUAAUUACUCAAAUCCAAUAAAGGUGUGCUCACCUUUGUGUA
This is a messenger RNA of Mesocricetus auratus (golden hamster), 2897 nucleotides long. RefSeq names its product zinc finger CCHC-type containing 8 (gene Zcchc8). Gene Ontology annotation, cellular component: catalytic step 2 spliceosome. NCBI's taxonomy places the organism in Eukaryota, Metazoa, Chordata, Mammalia, Rodentia, Cricetidae. The record is from RefSeq and is a predicted model, not a curated record. The coding region runs from base 214 to 2328 and encodes 704 amino acids. Gene Ontology annotation, molecular function: RNA binding; zinc ion binding. The transcript has 14 exons.